GAAUCCCAACACAAGCACAAGCCUGUGGCAUACACAAGGAGAAAGAAACCCCUGCAAACGGAGGGGAAGAAACCUGAUACGCUUGAGAAGCAACGGAGCCGGAAUCGGUUGGCAGCAGAAAGAUGCCGCAAGAGACAAGUGAGCAGAAUACAAAUCUUGGUGGACAAGGUGGAGCAGCUUGAAGACCGUAGAGAGACACUAUGCGCUGCAGUUGGCUCUCUUAGUUCUCAAGUCCUUGGACUGAAGGAGGAACUUUUGCGUCAUAACGACUGCGGUUGCGAGAAGAUCCAGAGCUACCUCCAGUCUAGAGUGGAUCAGCUAUUGGAGCAUCCACCACAUCGCAGG
Pseudovirgaria hyperparasitica is the source of this 345-nucleotide messenger RNA. RefSeq lists its product as uncharacterized. Gene Ontology annotation, cellular component: transcription regulator complex. The record is from RefSeq and is a predicted model, not a curated record. Gene Ontology annotation, molecular function: RNA polymerase II cis-regulatory region sequence-specific DNA binding; transcription factor binding; DNA-binding transcription factor activity, RNA polymerase II-specific. The transcript has a single exon. Lineage: Eukaryota; Fungi; Ascomycota; Dothideomycetes; Acrospermales; Acrospermaceae. The annotation marks the transcript as partial. Gene Ontology annotation, biological process: regulation of cell population proliferation; regulation of transcription by RNA polymerase II; regulation of cell cycle.